Myzus persicae (green peach aphid) is the source of this 3045-nucleotide messenger RNA. Its product is annotated as SET and MYND domain-containing protein 4-like. The record is from RefSeq and is a predicted model, not a curated record. The transcript is spliced from 12 exons. Gene Ontology annotation, molecular function: protein binding. NCBI's taxonomy places the organism in Eukaryota, Metazoa, Arthropoda, Insecta, Hemiptera, Aphididae. The coding region runs from base 344 to 2569 and encodes 741 amino acids.
UAAAUGAUAUAAACAAAUCUACGGAACUACUUAGCAGUUAGCUUCAACAAAUACUCUAUAAUAUAAUAAUAAUAUAAUACUAUAUAAUAAUAAUAGUAUUAAUAAUAAUAUAACACUCAUAUAGAGUAUUUGGUUUCAUGUUCAUUGCUUCAAACGAGUCACUGUAGGAUUGUUGGACAUACCUGUCUAUUCACACGAAUAUCGGAUUCAUUUUAUUAUUUGUGUUUUAUGAUCUGAUCUGUGAACUCUUAACAACUACACUUGUACACUAGUGUAAUAGAGGUUUACGUAAUUGUUGCCUUAAUUUUUAUUUUAGAUUAAAAAUUUUAUAGGUAUUUAAAUUAUGCCUGUAAACACGUUUAUUCGAUGGGAAAAUGUAAUGGAUAUUUUAACCCAUUACGGUGUGAAUAAUAGUUUUAUGGAAACAUUUAAACAUACCGCCAAUAAUGAAAAAGUAAAUCUCUGUAUGCAAAAUGAAUUCAUCAGGAGCUGUUUGGAAAAAUGGUUGGAUGAUCCAAAGUUUAAUGAGAGUCUAAAAAAUUCAACCAAAUCCAAAGAGACUCGACUAGUGGCUAAUGAAGAAUUCAAAAUGAAUCGGCUGGAGUUGUGCUGUAAACUUUACACAAAAGCAGCUCAGUUUGCACCGUAUAAAAGUAUAGAAUCAGCAUUAGCGUUUUCUAACCGUUCAGCUAUGUACCUGAGGUUAAACAAAUAUCAAGAGUGUUUAAAAGAUAUUGAUGCCAGUCUGAAUAUAUUGGAAAAUUCAGAUAUUAAUGAACAAGAAGUUAAUAAAGGUCAAUUAGUUGUGAAAUUAUUUAAACGCAAAAUUGAAUGUUUAAUCGCUUUGAAACAAUUUAAAACUGCUAAAACUAACUGGGAAAAUAUACUAGAACUAUCAAAGAAUGUUUAUAAAAUACCCUUAGAAGAUCAAUUUAUCAAAAAAUGCAAAGUUUUGUCAGAUUGUAAUACAAAUUCUAAUAAUGCAGAUAUUGUUAUAAAUGCCGAUGAAACACUUACAGAAGAUCUAAUUAAAAAAAAACUGAAUUCAAAUAAAAUAACUCUUCCAUUUAGGUCUCCUAAAUUGGAGUUAUGUUAUUCAGAAGCUAAAGGAAAACAUUUUGUUGCUUCAACUAAAAUAGAAUUUGGAGAACUUUUAAUAUUUGAAAAUCCAUUUGCAUUUGUGUUGCUACCAGAAUAUUACAAUUCAUUUUGUUAUAACUGCUGUGUACCAUUAAAAUAUUAUUCUAUACCAUGUGACAAUUGUUGCACAAUUUUGUUUUGUGGUGAUAAGUGUCUUCAAGAAGCAAGGAAUUCAUAUCAUCGUUGGGAAUGUAAACAAGGAACAUCAAUUUUCAAGUGUAUUGGAAUUGCCCAUCUUGCAUUGCGUUUGACAAUAGAAACUUCUCAAGCAAACAGCAAUAAUGAUCAAAUUUAUAAUUUAUUAACACAUAUCGAUGAUUUAAAAUCAUUAGAACUAUACCAAUACAGUCUGACUGCCACUCUUUUGCUUUUAUACUUGCAAAAGAAAACCGAUUUCUUUAAAAAACAUCCAAAUCUUGUGCUGGAAUCCGUGGGCAGUGAAUUACUUCACCACAUGACAAGAUUAGUAUGUAAUGGAAAUGCUAUUUCAACUCAUAUGUUGUCAGAUUAUGACUCUGGAUCUCUUACUUCAAUUAUUGACGAAUCGCAACCACGUAUUGGAACAGCUAUUUUUCCUACUUCAAGUUUAUUAAAUCAUUCAUGUGACCCAAAUAUAUUUUCAAGUAAUAUACUGAAGUAUGUUGUCAUCAAAGCUUCUCGAGAUAUAAGCAAAGGAGAGGAAAUUACUAAUUGCUAUGGGCCUAACUUUCGACGCAUGCGAUUAGUUAACAGACAGGCUUCAUUGAAAGAACAAUAUCAUUUUGACUGUAAAUGUUGUGUUUGCAUGGAUCCACGAUCAGAUGAAAUGUUUUUUAAAAUAGUCGAGGGACUUGUAUGUUUAUCAUGUCACAACGAAAUUCCAGCUACUUUGUCAAAUUUAGAUGUUGAUGACACUGUGUAUUGUGGGUUGUGCUAUGUUCGAUUUAGAACAUUAGAUUAUAAGAGAGGAUUACUUAAAGCUGACAAAACUUAUAAUAAAGGAAUGAAAGAACUCGAGGCAAGUAAUGUUUUAAGUGCAAAACGUGUUCUUUGUGAGAGCUUAAGACUUUAUACUCUCGUUUUAAACCAAAAGAACGCAAAUAUUACUAAAUGUGAAGAUAGUAUAGCAAAAUGUUAUGCUCUAGCUGGAGAUUUCGAGAAUUGUUAUAUGUAUUUGGAUAGAAGUUUUGAAGCAAUAGAAGAACGUUUUGGCAAAAAUAGUUUAGAAGUUGCUUAUGAAUUGGAUAAAAUGUCAGAUAUAAUGGUCAACAAUCUAGACAUGCGAAAUAAUCGGAAUUUAAUUCAUAAAGCAUUAAGACAUGUACGGAGAUCAAUGCAAAUAUUUGAUGCCAAUUUGUCUGCAUGGGAUAUCCCAUAUAGUGAAUCUGGUAUAGCAAAUAUCAAACAUAAAGAGAAUAUAUUGUUACAGUUCUUGGAAAGUAGGUUUUGAAAUCUAGAAUCUAAAUAUUGAAAAAAAUAUUUCUUUAACUAGGUUGUUAAUUGUUACAUUAAUAUAUUAUGUACAGUUUUAUUUAUUCCUUAUUAUUUUGUAAUUCAUAUAAUAAUAUGAUGUACAUUGUACCUAUAUAUCUAUCUUAUGAAAUAAGAAAUAUUUUAAGUUUUGUAAUUAUUAUGCAUAAUUUUUAGAUUAGCUACCUACCUCUUGAUCCUUAUUUGUGUGUUUAAUUGAAGUCAUGAUGUUUAUAAAAAAAUUAAUUUGUGUAUUGUUUUGAUUAAUAGAUUAAUUGUUUUAUGAUAUUAUUAUUAAGAAUACCUAUGUCCACCUCACUAUGCAUUGCUCUACUUGGUAAGGCUCUGAUAUUAUGCAAUGUCUAUCUGAAUAAAAUAAUCUGUACAUAAAUUUGCACAAUAAAUCAACAAACUAUUUACAUCAUAACAUGAAUAAAGUGAAAGGUAUGUAACUUA